Messenger RNA from Perca fluviatilis (European perch), 1209 nucleotides. RefSeq names its product dual specificity protein phosphatase 2-like. The transcript has 6 exons. NCBI's taxonomy places the organism in Eukaryota, Metazoa, Chordata, Actinopteri, Perciformes, Percidae. The record is from RefSeq and is a predicted model, not a curated record. Gene Ontology annotation, cellular component: cytoplasm. Gene Ontology annotation, biological process: protein dephosphorylation. The coding region runs from base 49 to 1209 and encodes 386 amino acids. Gene Ontology annotation, molecular function: protein tyrosine/serine/threonine phosphatase activity.
AGAGGUUGCUGCUGGGAUCUGUUGUCUGGAAGACAGCAUGUUCUUCUAAUGAAGGGCUGGUGGGAACAACUGAUGCAUCUGCCAAAUGACUUAAACGAGAUGGGCGUAGUAUUAUCCAGAGUGAACAACAGUUGUAGAGUGGCCUCCAGAGAGCCUGUCAACACAUCUCAAACAGCGAGCAGCAUCUGUGACAGAGAGGUCAAUUGUACUGACAGUGACCAUUCCUCCAUCAUACCUAUUCAGAACAAAGUGUGUGAGCCAGAGGAGGGGCUAGUUCCUGCUGUUCCAGUAACAGCUUGUGUAGAGAAAGGCUAUAUCACCCCACAGCAAGUGUACAACCUGCUGAGCGCAGAGGAAGGCCAGCCCGCCUUGUAUGAUCCUUACUAUAUUCUCAUCCUGGACUGUCGUAGCGCAGAGAGGUACGAGGACAGCCACGUGGUGACAGCGAGGGCCUCUGUGACGGUGAUCCAUCCUGUGCUGGGCUGUCUAAUCAGCUGUAUAGAACUGCAGAAGUAUUCUAUAAUACUGCUGUAUGCAGAGGAGGGGUGCAGCCCAGUGGGCAGUGUAAAGGCCACGACAGACUCCCCAGACCUCCAGCGCUGUUUCUUCCAGCUCAGUGGUUUGGGAAUGGACCCUGUCAUCCUGCUGGGGGGAUUCUCAGCCUUCCAUGCCCUCUACCCUUUCCUCUGCACACCACGUAUGGUCCUGCUGGAACCUGAGCGGCACACCCUCACCAUCUACCCCUCAGAGAUCCUGGAAGAAGCUCUCUACCAGGGCUCUGCCUCCCAGGCCUCUAACUUCCGCAUUAUCAAGAAUCUACACAUCACGCAUGUGGUCAAUGCCACUGCCAACUGCCCUGAUGCUUUCCCCAACACGCUGUGCUACUUGAAGCUGUGUCUGAGCGAUGAUGCCCAGCAGGACUUGCUGAAGGCACUUCCACUGGCAUCCAGGUUCAUCAACUCAGCCCUGAUGGCUGAUCCUGCUGGCCGUGUUCUUGUCCACUGUAGUAUGGGCAGGAGUCGCAGCUCAGCACUAACGCUGGCCUUCCUCAUGGAGCAUCGACGCUGGUCACUGCUUCAUGCCCUGCGCUGGUUGAAAGACAGGAGAGCCUGCACGGCACCCAACAUAAACUUCCUGCGUCAGCUGCUGACCUACGAGGAGCUGCUUUUUGGGAGCAGACUCACCUCCCUGAACGACAUCCGCCGGUGA